Molecule: messenger RNA, 4411 nt
Organism: Ahaetulla prasina
Lineage: Eukaryota; Metazoa; Chordata; Lepidosauria; Squamata; Colubridae
Gene: TMED5
Product: transmembrane p24 trafficking protein 5
Exons: 4
Coding region: 149-838 (229 amino acids)
Biological process (GO): endoplasmic reticulum to Golgi vesicle-mediated transport; intracellular protein transport; Golgi organization
Cellular component (GO): endoplasmic reticulum-Golgi intermediate compartment; COPII-coated ER to Golgi transport vesicle; Golgi apparatus
Source: RefSeq, a predicted model, not a curated record
UUAACCAACCCGCCCCCCCACCUCUCUCCUCACAGUCCUAACCCUGCACGUCCCGACGCGUGUGAGACUAGCCCUAGUUAGAGGUGGCGCGAGUUGCGAUCUGCGGCUUGCGGUUUCCGGACUUCCCCCGCUUGCGGAGCUUUUGAGGAUGAGGACGGCGACCGGGCAGCGUUUGCUAGUCUUCGUCCCGUUGUUGCUGCUGCUGCUGCUGCUUCCCCCACCGCCUGGAGUUUUGGGGUUUGUUGCUUCUCUAGACAGUGACUUCACCUUCACGUUACCCGCCGGCCGGAAGGAGUGCUUCUUCCAGACCAUGAAGAAGGAGGCCACGUUGGAGAUCGAGUUCCAGGUACUAGACGGAGCAGGUUUAGAUGUGGAUUUUCACCUCGUAUCGCCCAAACAUGAAACCAUAGUUUUCGAACAGAGAAAAUCAGAUGGUGUCCACACAGUGGAGACAGAGGAAGGUGAUUACAUGUUCUGCUUUGACAACACAUUUAGCACCCUAUCAGAGAAAGUGAUUUUCUUUGAACUGAUCUUAGAUAACAUGGGAGAAGAAGAAGAUGAUUGGGAAAAAUAUGCAACUGGAACAGAGCUUCUGGAUAUGAAGUUAGAAGAUAUUCUGGAAUCUGUCAACAGUGUGAAGGCUCGGCUUGGCAAAAGCAUUCAGAUUCAAAACCUGCUCAAAGCAUUUGAAGCUCGUGAUAGAAAUAUACAAGAAAGCAAUUAUGACAGAGUAAACUUCUGGUCCAUGGUCAACCUGGCAGUAAUGAUUAUAGUGUCAGCUGUUCAGGUUUACAUGUUGAAGAGUCUGUUUGAAGAUAAAAGGAAAACUAGAACUUAACACAAGAGUUUCAUUUAAAGCAAUAAAUAAGGGAAUUUGCAAUACACUGAUUAAGGAAAAAAGAUGGCUAUUACUUCUCAGCUGUUUGGAAUGGAUAAUAACCUUCACAUGCGAUUUUUAAAAAAUUACGAACAGAGUUGCUUUUCUCUAACGGUGCAUAAUUUGUCUCUGAUACCAUUUGUCUUGCACAGAAUACUGGAGCAAUGCCAGUUUUUUAACAUUUGUAAUUAUGUAUACUUUUUGCCUAACUUUUUAAAAAAAGUAAAUGAUUUGUUUCAUAACCUUAUAAAGAUGUGUUUUCAAAAUUUAAUGACCAGAGUCGAAUAGAAAUGCUGAAAAUAAGCCUAUUAUUAGAUCGGCUGUUAAAGUGAAGCUUCUUGUGAUUUAUUUGUACUAAGAAAUUUUCAAAAUGAAUGUUUGAAAUGCACUUGUUCCAAACUCCAGCAGUUCACAGACAUUAAUAGUCAAUAGGUGGAAUAAAAUCCAAGUCACUAAGUCUAUAAAGCAAAGUUGUAUUGGUUCAGCUACUUGGGUCCAAAUUCAGAAGUUAAUAUAGUGAAUCAAUCUUUGUAAUAAUUCAAAAUGAAAACUAUAUAAUCUAAGUCCUAGAAGAAACAUUUGUUCAAAUACCAUACUUAAUUACCAUAUUUUUUGGUGUAUGACGCACUUCCCCCCAAAAAAUAGGGUGAAAAUUGGGGUGUUUCUUAUACACCAAAUGUAACCAGCCCCCACCCUUUUGAAGCUUUUGGAGACUGCAAAUGCAGCCUCCCAAAGAGAGAGCCUCUCAAGCAGAUUUUUUUUUCUUAUUUUCCUCCCCCCCAAAUAAGGUGUGUCUUAUACUCCAGAGCAUCUUAUACUCCGAAAAAUAUGAUAUGUAUUGAAAACUCACUUUUCUUCUCAAAUUUUUAUGUAAAAUUUUAACUUUGGAGACCCAAUAAAGGAGAGUAUUUGUAAUCAGGAUUGAAAUGAGGAGUCCUUGGUGCUCUCUGAGUUUGGUUGUUUUCUUGCAAAUGUUUCAUUGCCCAAAUUAGGUAACAUCAUCAAUGCUAGUUACGGUUGUGACUAGCCCUGCUGAUGUUACCUAGUUUGGAUAAUGAAAUGUCUGCAAGAAAAAAACCAAAACUCAGAGAGCAUCAAAGACUCUGGAACUCUGGAAUGCCUGGACGUAACAACCUAUGUUAAUAUUAUUAAUCUUAAUAUUAAUGUGCAUUAGGAUACUAGCAUCCUGGAAGAUGCUGCUGGUUUAAGAAUCACACUCAAUAAAAUUAACACAAGUUUAUGAAAACAUUUUUCAUACUGCCAUGAAAGCCUGAAAAAAGGUAUGUUGCUUUAAAGAACAGAAUGGUAUUGAGAUGUGAAACACUAAAAUCAUUUUUGAAGUAUGCACUGGUUUAAUAUACAUAUUGGAUAUCAGGAUUCAUUUAGUUUAAUUGGUUGACUUUGGAAGCUUCUCUAUGCAAAUUUAUCAUUUUAAGAAAUCAUAAACAUGGCUAUCUUUAUCAUUACAAUGUUCUCACUUUAUAACGCUGUCAGACAUAUGUACUACUCUUGAAUUAUUUGAGCAUUGUAAGGACUGAAAUUUUGGUUCAUUCACAAAGUUACAAUUAUUACUGUAAAUCAAUCUUUCUAGCACCAGGGACCGGUUUCAUGGAAGACAAUUUUUCCACGAACUUGGGGGAGAGAUGGUUUUACGCGCAACCUAGAUCCGUGCAGAUGAAGCUUCGCUCGCUUGCUGCUUAUGUGGCCCUACAGGGGCCCUUGCUGUAGAUCAUGGAUAAAUGAUUAACAAACGUUCUGGUUUCAUUUCUGGUACAAAUUUGUCCCUGAGGAAUUGGGUAUAGAAUAGUCCUGUUUUAGCAUGAAAUAUAACAUUGCCAUUUUAAUCAACUUUUUAAGACUUGAAUAGUAGCAGAAUGGAAAUGGAUAUUUGAUUUCAUUAUUCUGUUUAUGUAUGAUACGGGUGUGUGUGUUAUACAUACACAGGCAUGCAAAGGCGGAAAGCACGUACCAUCAUUGGAUGGUAUGAAAUGUUGCCUUUUUAAACAGCUCUUCAAUUCAGCUGAAUUGGUUUUCCUAAAGUGCUUUCCCACAUCUGUUGUAGGCCAAAAGUGAGGUGUAUUCUUUUAAAAACAUAUCCGGAUGAUUUUUAACUUUGUGAAUUAAAUUAUACCAAUGGUAAGAAUGAUUCUAAAAAAUGUGACUCAAAAGCAAGUUAAAGUACAGGUAGUCCUCAACUUUUUUGAGCCCCAAAUUUCUGUUGCUAAGCGAGAUAGUUAAGUGAGUUUUGCCCCAUUUUGAAACCUUUCUCACAACAGUCGUAAAGUGAAUCACUGCAGUUAAGUUAGGAACACGGUUGUUAAAUGAAUCUGGCUUCCCCAUUGAGAAGGUCGUAAAAGGUGAUCAUGUGACCCUAGAUCGCUGAAACUCACAAAUAUGAGUCAGUUGCCAAGCAGCUGAAUUUUGAUCAUGUGACUAUGGUCACAAGAAAACUGUUCAUAAGUUACUUUUUUCAAUGCCACUAAAUUUGAGCAAUCACUAAGCGAACUAUUGUAAGUCGAGCAAUGCCUGUAUAUGCUCACCAAAUUGUUGUGUAUCAGUAUUCUGCCCAGUGCUAAUUUGAAUGCAAGACAUACUCCAUAUCAGUAAUUCUACCAAUUUGGAUACUCAGAUUAUUCUUUAACUUAUGAUACAUUGAGUAACAGGCCAUACAACUUUUGAAAAAAUGUAUAAAAUGUAAAAAAUUCUUCAAUCUCACAGGAUCAAUAUAACCCAUAGAACUUUGUUUAAUGAAUUAUUCAAUUAAUGUACCCAGUAAAUUGAAACAGCUGAGGACUAAAUCAGAGUUGAGAAACAUUCUAGAAUGCUGUGAGCUUGUCUCACAAUUAAGUGGUUUUCUUCUAUGUAAAUGAAAGCAUAUCGGUUGAUGAGAAAUAGUACAGCUAUAAUGAAUGUUUCCACUAUUUAAUCUUCCAUUCAUACAACAGGUUUACCUAUUAAUAAGAUUUUGGUGAGCCUGAGCACCUAUACCCAAGUGUCCAAAUGCUAUAGCAAAUUUCAUGAAAACUUCAUUCUAUCAUCUACACAAUACUACUAUCGGUAAAUAAAUGUUAGAACUGAUUAUUUAAGGAACAAAAUGCAAGCAUUAUAUAUACCUAUUAACAUAUAUGCAAGUACGGAAAACUGAAUUUUAUUUCCAUAUUAUUAAUCUUGCAGUUGAAACAAACAUGGUACUUCCAAUGGUCUUGGAAUUCAGAAAAAAAAUGGCUGCGAUAGCUAUAGCACUGGUAAAGUUAUUAUAUAACAUUUUGUACAAAACAAAGCUGUGACUAGCUUUCUACCUCUAUAUUUAGCUACAACUUGCUCUGUGUCCUUUGCAGUGUUAAUGUUGCAACAACAACCUUAAAUCCAUAAACACUGCCUAACUGAGUUGUUUUAAUAAGUUUACUUUGUGGUAUAUUUUGUAUGAUACAAUUUAACAGAGCUCAGGAAUAAACAUUCUGCAAACAAAAUAUAGAUUUUUAUUGAGACGCAAAAGUGAUUGUGGGGAAAACCAAUAAAGGAAUAUUAAAUCAA